AUAAUUCUGAGGCAUCUGAUAGUGCUCUUGGUGCAUUUGAGGAAAAUAACACUUAUAUACUUCUUUGGAGGUCAUCACAUAUUGAUUCUACAUGUUCAUUUGCUAUAUCGGCAUAUUGUAUUUAUGGUUUUUGGUUACCAUUUCAACAUGAUGAAUAUCAAAAUAUGGAUGACCCUUGUAGAAUUAUCAAUGUGAUAUUUCGUCCGUUAUAUGAACCUUAUAUAAAAAUGAUAUGUUUAAAAAAUGAUAAUUUUAUAUUGAAAAAUAGUACUAUACCAAGAAUUCCUGGGUAUUAUGCAAGGAUCGCUACGUGUCUAGCAAGGUCUCACGAAAAAGAGAUCAUCUGGAUAGGAACUUCACAGGCCCAGAUUAUAUGCUUUAAAGAUAAUAAUAAUACAGGAGAAAUGAAACUUUCUUGGUGUACUGUCAUUACUGGAAUGCCUUCAUUGAUAGCUCUUAGAAAGCAGAUUCGAUUGGAUAAACGAGUUACAAAUUGUGAGUCUGUCUUGAUUGUCCAAAUUGUAGAUGGCAGAAAUAUCAUAAUUAAUUCAGAAAGUGGAAUUAUAAUGCAAGAAAUUUCAUCAGAUUAUAGCGUCGUUAUUGGUGAAUUUUCUCAAAUUGGAUUUAACGAAAUAAUACUCGUGCCUCAUUCACUUGGAAUCAAUGCAUCAUCCUUGAAAAUGAUCCAUUUAAAUAAUUUACAAGAGAAUGAUAUAUCAUCGGAUAAUAAUGUAACUCAAGUCAAAGAUGCUUCACACAUGAGUUCUCUUAUCGAUUCCCUUUCUAAUAGAAUAUAUGAUGGGACAGCACAAACAAGGAAAAUUAAAGAAAUGCUAGAACAAAAACAUAACCUCCUGGCACAUUGUGAUUCAUUACUUGAAUGCCUUUCUGAUAUAUUUGCAUUUUAUCAUCUUCAUCAAGUGACAUUCAAAAAGAGAAAUUUAUCCAUUAACAAGUCUAUUGGAAAGUUACUUCCACUUCUUGUCGAUACACCAAUUAUGUUGGAAGAUAUGAAUGAGUCCACUAUUAAUAAUAAUCAAUACCUUCGUGUAUUGGAAGCUAGAGUCGUUUAUGGUGAAAUGAGCAAAAAAGAUAAAAUAUUGAUUGAGGUCUUGGUUCAAAGUCUUGCUUGCCAAGAGCUUUAUGCUGUGCAUUUGACUGCCUAUCUUAAAAACACAUCCAAGUUUGUUUCGUCACUAAUUAGAAUACGUUCCUCUUGCAUCGAAAUACUUCCAGCUGAACAAGAAGGGAUAAUAACAGCAUUGGUAGAUUUACCACUUGACCUUAUCUUGAGUGGCCUAGAAUUUGGUAUAUUACUAUGGUACCAAACAAUAGCAAAAUCUGACAUUGAUCAAUCAGCGUGUUCGUUUGAAGAUUAUGAGUGGCAUUCAUUGUAUGUCGAUAACAUUCGAACAACAAAUACUAUGAAAAAUGUUCAAGAGUUUAGAUCCGCCGAUGAAAUGUGUCGAUUAAUAUUAUUACGGCCAUACUACAAUGCUAACGAAAAUGAUAAUAAACGUCAGAUGAUGAUAAUACGUUGUCAAAAUGAUCGACGCUUGAUCUCCACACUAAAAACCUUAUUACGCCUGAUAGUUUCAGUUCCUUCACCAGUAUUCACAUCGAAUCAAAGUUUAAAUAAUCUCAAUUCACUAAUCGAUACCUUUGAGGAUAUAAUCGGCUUAAGUCCUGAACAUAAAGUUAAUAGUCAGAUACAAGAUUCAAGACGCAAACUAUGUACGAGAAUGGCGGCCUGGCUAUCUACUUUAUAA
Molecule: messenger RNA, 1769 nt
Organism: Dentiscutata erythropus
Lineage: Eukaryota; Fungi; Glomeromycota; Glomeromycetes; Diversisporales; Gigasporaceae
Source: the annotation of a GenBank genome assembly